AUGUCACAAAAAUUUGAGCGGAUGCGAGGCAGCAGUCCCUCGAACACGAUCGAUGUCGAAUUACCCCCAUUGUCAAACACGAUUCCAGACCCUAGCUCUGUUCAAUUUACAAAGGUCAUGGAUACCAUGCCACCGCAUCGCUCACUUGAUAAAAGUGAUGGGAGUGUCAAUGAUCAACGUCUCGACGAACAGUUGAUUUCAACUGAUGCUGUGAUGGAUUUCCAUCCUUGUGAGAUAGUCACACUACCAUCGUCGGACACUGUGCAUCACCCCGGGCUUGAAGGUCACCCAAGAUUGAAAAAGAAGUCGGAAACCUAUGAAGAUAUGGUGGCCCGUUGCACGCGGCGUGGAUCCCGCCGCAAGCGUGAAGAUGUGAGAAAAUGGUACAAAGUUCUAAGCUUCACGGAUGUACGUGUCGCUCAGGAUAAUCGAUUACAAGCACUUGCUACGUUCACACCUGUCUGGUUAUCCCUUGAUGAUAUCUCAGGAUUGAGAUCGUAUGAGGAGAUUGAGAGGCUGGCUGUGGCAAAAUACGGCAAGGACUUAUGGUCGACAGCUUCCCAGGACUGGGAUUGUAACGACCUUCACACUCUGGCGAGCCUAGAUUAUGCUAAAUAG
Metarhizium robertsii ARSEF 23 is the source of this 618-nucleotide messenger RNA. Its product is annotated as Alkaline-phosphatase-like, core domain protein. The transcript has a single exon. The record is from RefSeq and is a predicted model, not a curated record. NCBI's taxonomy places the organism in Eukaryota, Fungi, Ascomycota, Sordariomycetes, Hypocreales, Clavicipitaceae. Bases 1 to 618 code for a protein of 205 amino acids.